Hypomesus transpacificus is the source of this 1179-nucleotide messenger RNA. Its product is annotated as pre-miRNA 5'-monophosphate methyltransferase. Gene Ontology annotation, molecular function: RNA methyltransferase activity; O-methyltransferase activity. The record is from RefSeq and is a predicted model, not a curated record. Gene Ontology annotation, biological process: negative regulation of pre-miRNA processing; miRNA metabolic process. The transcript has 2 exons. Bases 50 to 841 code for a protein of 263 amino acids. Gene Ontology annotation, cellular component: cytoplasm. NCBI's taxonomy places the organism in Eukaryota, Metazoa, Chordata, Actinopteri, Osmeriformes, Osmeridae.
GAAGUGAAAUGUUUCCUCUCGGAUUUAUUUUGAAGUUGCACACUUGGCAAUGGCAGCUUGUGUGAAUGAGAACGCAGCAAAAGAAGUUUUAGAUGAAAAUAACGACCCAGGUGCUGCUCCUUUCGGAAAUUUCAUUAACUAUUAUACCUUUAACCCGCCCGAGAACCGUUUAAGUCUCAUACCGCAAACACUUAUUCAUGAUUUAGGGUACAAAGCCAGUCGUGAGACUAUACUGUUACUAGAUGUGGGUUGCAACUCGGGGGAUUUGAGUGUGGCUUUGUACAGACAUCUUCAGCAGAAGUCCCUGUCCCUAGAGGUUCCAGCUGGAGAAGGAGAAGCAGGUCUCUAUCUCUUGGGCUUCGACCUAGAUGAAUCCCUCAUUGCUCGGGCACAACAGACCAACCCUUUACCCCAAAACAUUUCCUACAUUCCCCUGGACAUCACGCAGGACGAAGCCAGCCAGAGGCAACUAAAAAGCUAUCUGAGAAAACACAGUAGCGCGAGCUUCCAUCUUUGCUUGUGUCUCGCGGUCACAAUGUGGGUCCACCUGAACCACGGUGACGCAACGCUGCUGAAGCUGCUGUCCGGGCUGGCGCGCAUCAGCCAGCACCUUCUACUAGAGGCCCAACCGUGGAAAUGCUACCGCUCUGCUGCCCGCCGUCUCCGCAAGUUGGGUCGUUCGGACUUUGAUCAUUUCAAGGACCUGAAGAUUCGCGGUGAUAUGGCGGAGCAUGCCCGGGAACAUUUAGAGAAGCAUUGUGGGAUGGAGCUGGUGCAGUGCUUUGGCAGCACGACCUGGGAUCGUAGGCUCCUGCUUUUUAGAAGAAAAGAUGGACAUUGAUUUAAACUGUAGGCUUCAUAUUAAAGUUUGACAACCCAUAUUUUGUUUACUUUACCAGUGUUUGUGAGGAUUACGGAAUGAUACGUCAUGAUUUUCACAUCUGUGGCGAAGGAGAACAGUGAACAAAAGGCCUUUUCGGAUUUAAUAAUUUUAAUUACAGAAUUCUAAAAAUAACAUUACAUAAAAUGUAUUUUAAAAGAAACCAUUGAAUAUUACAAAGGUCUCAAAUUCUGCAAAGUUAGGAUAUAAAAUCUCUGAACAAUGGUGCAUAAUUGAAAAGAAAAAUAAAUUUCAUAAAAUGCAUAUAUUAACAGUUCUACCACAAAAAAAAACAAAAA